Messenger RNA from Lycium ferocissimum, 2205 nucleotides. Its product is annotated as probable protein phosphatase 2C 6. Gene Ontology annotation, molecular function: protein serine/threonine phosphatase activity. The coding region runs from base 353 to 1894 and encodes 513 amino acids. The record is from RefSeq and is a predicted model, not a curated record. Lineage: Eukaryota; Viridiplantae; Streptophyta; Magnoliopsida; Solanales; Solanaceae. Gene Ontology annotation, biological process: protein dephosphorylation. The transcript is spliced from 5 exons.
GCUACUCAUCCUCACCUGAUUAUUACUAACAAUCUAUUUUUUCUUUAUAUCUCAAUUUCUCUCUCACUUUCUGCAAUUAUUUUUUGUUUCUGAUUUCUUGGAUCCAUCUAUUUAUGUCUUUCAGUUUCUUUUAAUCUGCUUUUUUAAGUACCGGUGGUUAGUUCAUUUGUUAGUAAUUUUAUUUUAUUUUGUGAAUCGGAGCGAGAAAGAGGUGAAUCUCAGUGAAUUGUGGCAGCAAACAAAUUUAUAACUGUUUGAGAAGUUUGUUUUACUGUAUUGUGAAUAUCUCAGGUGGAUCGUGUAGACUAGGUGUUUGAUAAAAGUCCCCAAAGAGAGAAAAUCACAAGGGGGAAUGGGAAUUUGUUACUCUUCAAGUAAAAGCAAGAGUGGUGAUGAUGGGUUAUGGGAUGGUAAAAAUGAAAGUAAUUCCAAGUUGAAAAAGAAUAGUUACAGUGGUGAUUUCAGUACAUUUUUUAGCAAGUUAAGUGGUGGAGGAGGUGAAGAACAAGGACUGCAUAAUAUUCCUGGAAGGCGUUUUGGGAAUGGUGCCACGUCACUUGCUUGCUUAUAUACUCAGCAAGGGAAAAAAGGAACUAAUCAAGAUGCCAUGAUCGUUUGGGAGAAUUUUUGUUCGCGGAGCGAUACAAUCUUCUGUGGAGUAUUUGAUGGACACGGUCCCUAUGGACAUAUGGUGGCAAGGAAAGUUCGAGAUACUCUACCACUUCUGUUGCGCUCAGAGUGGGAAGUUAAAUCAAGUGGUGAUCAAAGUAAUACUUCUGAGAAUGGAAAUACUAAUGGAGGUUCACAUCUUGAUGAUGUCUUGGAUGAUGAUUUGAUUGAAGCUAUGGAAGCUGAGAGCAACGAAAAGUUCCCAGAAAUACAUCUCCCCCUUAAAAGGUCGAUGUUAAAAGCUUUCCGGUCGAUGGAUAAAGAACUCAAGUUGCACCCAACUAUUGAUUGUUUCUGUAGUGGGUCAACUGCUGUUUCCUUGGUGAUGCAGGGCCAGGAUAUAAUAAUUGGUAAUGUUGGUGACUCAAGAGCAGUAUUGGCAACUAGAGAUAAAGACAACUCUUUAGUGCCUCUACAGUUGACAGUAGAUUUGAAGCCUAAUCUUCCAAGAGAAGCUGCUCGAAUACACAAAUACAAAGGCAGGGUGUUUGCAUUGCAAGAUGAGCCAGAGGUUGCACGCGUAUGGUUGCCAAAUAGUGACUCUCCUGGCUUGGCAAUGGCCAGGGCAUUUGGUGAUUUUUGUCUGAAGGAUUUUGGUUUAAUUUCUGUCCCUGAUGUGUAUUACCACCGCAUUACAGAUAGGGACCAGUUUGUUGUUCUAGCUACUGAUGGGAUUUGGGAUGUCCUUUCUAAUAAGGAAGCUGUGGAUAUUGUGGCCUCAGCCCCAAGUCGCGCUACAGCUGCCCGAGCUCUUGUUGACUGCGCGACAAGAGCUUGGAGGCUGAAAUACCCCACAUCAAAGACUGAUGACUGUGCUGUUGUAUGCCUUUUCCUGGACCGUGUACCUGCACCUGAUGCUGUAGUGACAGCAUCUCAGCACGAUUUGACAAAGGCCCCUCAAGUGGAAAUGAAGACAAUUAUUACAAAUGGCAAACUCGAAAGUGCAGAUAUCAAUACUGUUUCAGCUUCUCAUAUCGCUGUUCUUGAACCUUCAGGUGCUACAAGAGAUGCCAGUGAGAUAGUUCCUGUUGAUGAGUCGAUUGAACAACAGCUUGCUGAUAAGGGUCUUGGACAUUCUCAGCGAAGCCUAGCCGAGUGCCUUUCUACUGCACAAGAUGAGGAAUGGUCAGCCCUUGAGGGAGUUACCAGGGUUAAUAGCCUUCUUAGUAUUCCUAGAUUCUUGUCUGGUGAGAAAAGGUCAGCCAGUCGGAGAAAGUGGUUGUAAGGCAUCAAGGCAUGAUACCUCGAGGCUAAUGUAAUUGAUUUGUAUUAGUGUCUCCUGCAUAUAUGAUGCUGUUCUUCUCAAAGAUUCUGUAAAUCAAAACCUGAUAGGAGUAGCAUUAUAGCUUGCAGCUAAAUAGCCUAAUAGCCUAAAGAAUUGCCCAGAAUGUAAAACAGCUUAUGUGCUUGAUGACUAUCCCAAUUGGCAAUGCUUUUUUGGUAGGAUAUUUAUAUUUGAUGAUCACAUCUGAGUAUGACACAUUUUUGUGCUGUAUAAUGUUUUGCUUUUGUGUUCAAGAUGGGUUCUCUGGCGCC